AGGGUUUCUCUGUGUUGCCCUGCCUGUCCUUAAAUUCAGAGAUCCGCCUGCCUCUUGCCUUUCCCUGAGCCCACCUGGCCUAAGACUUGCUUUUUACGUUCCGGGUUCAACGCUGAGUCUACCUAUUAUCUUUCUGUGGCGAGAAUGCCGCUCGUCCCAGAGCCCUAUAUCGUUUAGUGUAUUAAAGAUGCUGUGUAAGUUCCUGCCAUGUCCGAGGUAGUGGCUUUACCUAACUUUCCACUUUCAAGUGUAAAAUAGAGUUAUAUGUUUAAGAAUUGCCGAGAAAAGAAGCUGAAGAAACAGGCUGGAAUUAAAACGUUUGCCCGCUGCAUUCCAAAGCCCUUGGACCCUUUUCUCCAUUGUGACACCAGUUGAAGAGAAAACAACAGUGUUGUAAGAGCCCGAAGUGCAUUCUCGCAGCGGAAGGGAAGAGCGGCAUCUGAGGCGCCCCCUGGUGGUCCGUCCGUCUUUUUCCCCUACGGAACUAAUACUCUGCGAGGCUCCUUUAAGACCUAAGACCGCCCCCUUUGCGGCGAGUGGAUCUCGGAGGCUGAUUGGAUGGGCGGUGGCCGGAGGUGGGGCGCUUCGGGCGGCAGAUUGGACCCUAUUGGCUGGAGGAGGACAGGACGUUUCCGGGAAUGUACGCGCUCCCGGGCUCCUCUCCGCAGCAUCCGGUGGCAGCCAGCCCCCUGGCUCCCCCUGCGGGUGGCUCGGCGGUGUGCACAGUCCGGCCUGCUGGCUGGCGGGUGCCGCGGCUCGGGAAGCAUGACGACCGAGACCUUCGUGAAGGAUAUCAAGCCCGGGCUCAAGAAUCUCAACCUUAUCUUCAUUGUGCUGGAGACAGGCCGGGUGACCAAGACAAAGGACGGGCACGAGGUUCGGACCUGUAAAGUGGCAGACAAAACGGGCAGCAUCAACAUCUCAGUAUGGGACGACGUGGGCAACCUAAUCCAACCUGGGGAUAUUAUCCGACUCACCAAAGGGUAUGCUUCAGUGUUCAAAGGUUGUCUGACACUAUACACUGGCCGUGGGGGCGAUCUGCAGAAGAUUGGAGAAUUCUGUAUGGUUUAUUCGGAAGUUCCUAAUUUCAGCGAGCCCAAUCCAGAAUAUAACACACAGCAGGCGCCCAACAAAUCGGUGCAGAAUGACAGCAGCCCUACUGCCCCACAAGCUACCACAGGACCCCCUGCUGCCUCUCCAGCUUCCGAGAGCCAGAAUGGGAAUGGACUGAGCACCCAGCCGGGUCCUGUUGGUGGUCCCCAUCCCUCUCACACCCCCUCACACCCCCCCAGCACCCGAAUCACUCGAAGCCAACCCAACCACACGCCUUCUGGCCCUCCUGGUCCCUCCAGCAACCCUGUCAGCAACGGCAAAGAAACCCGCAGAAGCAGCAAGAGAUAGCGAGAGAUGAAUCUUCUCCUCCCUCCCACCACAGCCAUGACCCCGGCAUCUCUUCCAGAGAACAAGACAGUCUUCUGUUAGGCUGCUGGCUUUGGGAUUGGAGGGUGAAGUUGCUGUGUUUUAGCCACUAAAUUUCCCUGGAGGGGUGGUAAGCAGUGGCCUUACCCACCUCAAACUCUCGCCCCCUCCACCCUUGUCCUGCUGAUGCUGUCUGUCCCCUGGGAUCCAGGGUCCGCUGCCUGCCCUCCUUUGGAAAAAGACAGUCUGGUUUUUGUGUGGGAUAUGAGGGUCUAACUGAAAUCCCUCCUUCCUAAUAAAUGUUCCCACUCGUU
This is a messenger RNA of Apodemus sylvaticus (European woodmouse), 1733 nucleotides long. It is a transcript of the gene Nabp2, whose product is annotated as nucleic acid binding protein 2. NCBI's taxonomy places the organism in Eukaryota, Metazoa, Chordata, Mammalia, Rodentia, Muridae. The record is from RefSeq and is a predicted model, not a curated record. Gene Ontology annotation, cellular component: SOSS complex. Gene Ontology annotation, molecular function: DNA binding. Gene Ontology annotation, biological process: mitotic cell cycle checkpoint signaling; double-strand break repair via homologous recombination; response to ionizing radiation. The transcript is spliced from 7 exons. Bases 559 to 1401 code for a protein of 280 amino acids.